GCAACCCAUACAAUGUGCGAGGCUGGCGUUAGUCAGUGUUAAAUAUUAAGUUUUUGUGGUAUGUUGUGUUUUUCCACUUGAUUCGUAUUUUGUGAAGUAAAUGAACGUCAUAAGAAAUCUUCUCAAGACAAACUUGUUGUUUUACCGGUGCGAUAAAUGUCUAUGAAUAAUUUUAUUUUUUAAAAACUAUUACAGAGACAUAAUAUCGAUUAUUGUUUGUUUUGUUGUGCAGGUUAUUUUCUUCUUGAAGGAGACCGACAUUUCGUAUGGGGGUGACGUCGGCGAUAAAAUCUACCAACAUCGCAAAGUUAUAAGAAAUAUGGCUGCCUUGAGAUGGAUCUAGCAGAAGUGGUUGAGGAUUUGAUUUGUACGUUUGAUGGUUCCGGAGAUACGACAAUGGAUACGUUAGCGAUGUUCGUAUUCGGCUGGAUUUUAGCCGCCCUAUUUAUUUUGUGGUUAGGAAAAUUACUGUACGAAAAAUUCCAAAACAGAAACAAAACUCAGUCGGAAGCGAAAGCUAAGUUAUUAGAUACCCAAGCGAAAACAACAGAUAGCAUCGACGGUGAUAAUAAAGGGAUUAAGAAAACAUCGAUAUCGAGUGUUUCGAAAGGUUACGUCGCGCCCACACCUCCUGUCAGGAAGAGAUUAACGAGACAGAGUCCAGCGCCGGAAAGUCGUAAACCUCGGUUUAUACCGGCUCCUCAGUGCACCGGACCUGAUAACGUGUGUGUUUUGUGGGUUAACGAUGUGUUUCAGUGGUUGUAUAAUGACUUUGUCAUUGUUAAUGAGUUGCUGGGUGUUUGGAUAGCCGCUUUGAACGAGUACACCAAAAAAUCUGGAGCUGAGCAAGGAAUCGGCGUAGAGAUAGUAAGGAUAUUACCAGAAACGCAUCCGCCCGUUUUGUCCAACAUUUUCGCAGAAGCGGAUUCUAAAGACGAUGUGACAAUAACCUGCGAUUGCGAAUGCACCCCUGCUUUGCAACUGAAGAGCUUCAGACAGAAAGGCGAAAAAAACGAAACGUCGCAUUACCGCGUCAACGUCAACCGUUUUAGAGCAAGACUAAAUAUUUUCUGCGUUUCAGAGAAACUACGUGCUAACGUUAAAUGUGACGGAUGGCCUGAGAUCAAAAUCGCACUCGCUCCUGUAGGAAAUAUUAAAAAUAAUCUAGACGAAUCGCAAUUACAGGAAGUAAUCAUAGAAAUUCUAACUGAUGCUCUGAGGAAUACCGAAGUAGAUUUGAACCUUUCUCAGUAUCCCACUUGUCCGAGAUUGGUGAGACAUGUUGCUUUACCAGGACAAAUUUUACCUGUUCAUUAUGACAGUAUGGGCACAGGAAACAUUAGCCCAAGUUACACUUCAACCCCCAAUCACUUAGCUGCAGGUGCGCGACAAAUUCCAGGUGAAAAACGACUUUUAGUGAAAGUGGUACGAGCGGCUCAAUUGGGUGCCACACAAGGCUGUGCUGAACCUUAUUGUGUGGUGGAAAUGGACGAACCGCCACAAAAAAAUCAAACUGCUGUGGCCAAAAAUACCGAUUCGCCACAAUGGGAUGAACACUUUCUGUUUGAUUUAUCCCCCAGUACAGCGGAGCUACUUUUCGAAAUAUACGAUCACGCGGUGAAACCCAACAGAUUCUUAGGUUUAGGGAUAGUAGGAGUAGAAGAACUUUUGGUAAAUCCAUCUCAAAGACAGAUCAUAUCUUUACAGAGUAGACCGUACGAGAGCGAUCCAGUGUCAGGAACUUUAACUGUAGAGUUUUUAUUCAUAGAAGGUGCUGAUAUACCGAAUAUAAGUGGUGGACAACCUUAUAAAAUUAAAGAGACGAUAAGGACGCCUUCUCCUACGACGAAUAAGAUUAGUCUUAUAGGUAGUACUACUUCAACGUUCCAAAAUGAUUCCAUUACCAAUGGUAAUCAUUCCCCCCAAACGGGAUACAGAGACUUAGAUAGAAGUAAGAUUAAUACGAAUACCUUGGUCAUUCAUAGCAUGCAAAGGCAACCUUCCCAAAGGCUAGUGAAGGUUGAAUUAAAUAACGGUGCUUGGAAAGAAAUUGAAACUAUCGAAGUGAAUCCGGAAGAUAAAGAAAUAAUUGCGGUAGAAGAGAAUCAAGAAACUAAUGGAAAGUUGCCUACUGAAAGAAAUGGUACAACUAAUGGUGAAAGUAAGGAUGUGAUGAGUGAUAGUGCAGCAUCUAAGCCUGGAGAAUAUAGUUAUACCGGUCCGUCCCCAGUACAAAAUGAAUCACAAUCGUUCGAAUAUAGAGGUAGACCUAGAAAACGUAGAGACUUUUUUGGAACUAUCAAAAGGCGAUUGGGUAAAUCCAUGAACAGAUCGAAAUCAGCUGGUCCUGAAAACGAUAUCGGUCGAGAUGAUUCAUUGAACCGAUCAGUUUCAGCUGACAGAGGACGACACGACGAAAGUUAUCGUCUCAAUGUACCUGGUCAACGUUCGAUGGACGAAACUUCUAGAAGGUCCAGCCUUUCGGAAGCAUCGGGUAUGAGUAGUGCUUCGACUAGAACGUAUAUAAACGAAGCCAGUACUUUGGUGCUAGAAACUAUAGAAAACGGUAUCAAGAAACAUUAUUUAGUACCGUUGUCAUUAGCUCAAAAAUCAAAAUGGCGGAAAAAAGGCACUAAACUUCAUAUUUAUAAUGAUCAUACGUUUGUUGCCAAACAUCUACAAGGCGGUACGGUAUGUCAAGUGUGCGGUAAAAAUAUCGCUAGAAGGUUCGGUAAACAGGGCUAUGAAUGUAGGGAUUGUUUGAUCAAAUGUCACAAGCACUGCCACGUAAAAGUGAAUGAUAGUUGUCCAACGUCGACCAUUCACAGUGUAGAACUGUCUAUGCUACCGGUGUUGAGCGACUAACUGCUCUUACAUCACAAAUCCAUUGACGGACAAGAAUUUCUCCUUUUUUUAAAAUCUUAUCACCACGGUUACCAUCUACUGUUUUUUAUGGUUAGUUUUAAAAUUUACACGAUUACAGGAAAAUCUAUUUUCUUUUUUACAAACUGGAUAAUUUACAUAAUAACAAUAUGUAUAUGUAGUCAAUGUGAACCGUCUGGUUCGAUUUAAAUUCAUUCAUAUUUCGAAAUAUUGUUCUGGUAAGUUGGAAUUAUCAGUUGAACAUACCAUAAAACGAACAACUACACUGUACCACAUUACGGUAUUCGAUAAGUUAUAGUCUUAAGAAACGGAUUUUGAUUCUGAUGAUGAUAACUUGGCCAUCGAAACUUACCACAAUAUAAUUGUGUGUUAGUGUAGUAAAUAAAUGUUUUAACAAUAUAUUUUCCUGUAAUCCCUUAAAACAUAAGCACAAUAGCUUUAUAAUGUUCAAAAUCUGUGUUAAUUUUCUCGUUUUGUUUUUUUUAAUAUUGAUAUUAUUUUGUAUGCUUGUUUUUCAUUAGAUAUGAUAUAAUUUUGACAAAUUUUAUCAGAUUAAUUUAUUUGUAUAUAAAUUUGUUGUCUGUUUUUUUUAUAUUUCGGGCGAUGUAUCAUCGACUAAUUCACCAAUCAAAAAAAAAUUAAAAUCUCCUUAUAUCGAAAUGUUAUUGAUGUUUUUUCGAAAAUAAGAGGCUUAAGUGGUUUUGAUUUAAGCAUUAAUGUAAACUGAGUAUUUACCGCCACCUAUCAAAAAAUUUUGAAACCUUAAACAUAGAAAAAUUGAAAACUUUUGAAAUUAUAUCUCUUACGUUCUCAAUUUAUUCAAAUACCUUACACUACACUAAUUUAUAAUGACUCACUUAUCACUAUCACUUAACUAACUUGAAUAAUUUAUUUACAUUCUUCGGUUACUCUUCUAUUUAAUACAGUUCUCUAUACUAUUUAUUAUAAAUUAUACUAACUGCGCUAGACAAACUUCUUAUAUAUCCCAAAAGACAUUCUCGAAAGUUCUAAAAAAUAAAGAAACAAAACAAAUAAUAAUUAGACAUUCCUAGAAAAUAGUUCAAAUAAACAUAUAUAAACCGCCUGUUAUAAUAAAAACUUGUACAAAAACAAACAUUGCCUCCGUCGAAUUUUAAAAUUCCACUAAAUCCAAACAGGACCGGCGUCAUGGCGGAGAGGAGUGCAAAACAAUUAUCGAUUGAUAAAAUUUCAGUGACUUUCAAUCUGCUUCCAAUAGAAUUAGAUCCAAUAAUUUCGUAUAAAUUGAUAUUGGUUUAGAAAAUUUCUGACUAUUCUAAAAACAUUUUAAAAAUAAUACCAAACAAAUUAUUAAUUGUCUAUGAUGGUACAUUGCCUGCUUUUAUAAAUCUCGUGUCUUAUUGGAAGACAUUCAGUUAUAAAAACAUUAACUUUACGUGUUGAAAAAUUUAUAUCUAUAUAUAUACGAGGGAUGUUCGUCAAAUAUGUUUCAUUUUUAAAUAAAAAACAACCCGUACAGACACUAUCUGUAUAGAUUGUGUGCUUCACUAUCACUAUAGAAUCGCUUAUAUGUACCCUUCAAAGUUAUCUCACUACUGAUGAGAAACAUUAAUCAUGUAGUUAAGUGAUACCAAGUGUCCAUUAACGUAUCGUCCCGGAUUACCUAAUUUUUGUCUUAUAUCAAUGUGACUGCGAAGAAAAUAAAUUUACUUACCUUACUUGAAGUUACUAUUGUACUCGUUAAUAUUUAUUGUAUAGUGACCGCUCUUAAUGGGAACCAACGUCAUAGUUAAGCGAUCCAAAUAUCCCUUAGACACUUGAAGUUCCAUUGACGUAUCAAAUUACUUAUUUUUAUUUUAUAUUCAAUAAGAUUUAUCGUAUACCGAUCGCUUCUAAUGGGAAACAACGUCAUAGUUAAGUGAUUCCAAAUGUCCCUCGGACACUUAAUAGUUUUGACAUCCAACUCACAACAAAUCCAAAAAUUAAGGAAUUAUAUACAUUUUGGUCCUAAGAAUUCAUACCUUGCCAAAUAUAAAUUGAAAAACUCCUAAUUUCGGUAAAAUAACCUUCAAGUUAUCUGCCUCUUUUAUUUUCUAUUUCCAUUUCUUUAGCUUUCAAGUGACCCUUAUUGGAAAUUUAAAGAUAUGUCAAUGUGAUUUAUUUUUUUUAUCAUUUCAAACCAGUGAAACGACGUGCAUCUAAUCAAUGCCGAAUUAUAUUGUUCUACGGUACUGUUACUAGGAUAAUUGAACUUAAUUUACGAAUAAAUCUCGUAUAAUAAAUUAUAUUACGAAAGUAUAUGAAUGUUUUUUUUAUUUUUGGUAAAUUACAAGUGCCUUUUUUUAAAUUGCUUAUGUCAAUAAUAGAACGUCAUGUGAUUAUUCUAGUAAUUAUGUUAACAUAAAAUAUUCAAAAAUUUAUUUCGCUUGUUCAUGUUGAAAACAGUUGAAUCAUUAUAAAUCGAUCUAGUGUAAUCACACAAAAGCUACAAUUUUUAAUGAAAAAAAAAUUAUUUAAACAACUUUUGUUAAAUUUUAAACAAAAAUAAAUCGAAUACUUUUA
Messenger RNA from Diorhabda carinulata, 5424 nucleotides. RefSeq names its product phospholipid transfer protein C2CD2L. The transcript is spliced from 16 exons. The coding region runs from base 334 to 2865 and encodes 843 amino acids. The record is from RefSeq and is a predicted model, not a curated record. NCBI's taxonomy places the organism in Eukaryota, Metazoa, Arthropoda, Insecta, Coleoptera, Chrysomelidae.